Messenger RNA from Guyanagaster necrorhizus, 591 nucleotides. Its product is annotated as histone-fold-containing protein. NCBI's taxonomy places the organism in Eukaryota, Fungi, Basidiomycota, Agaricomycetes, Agaricales, Physalacriaceae. The transcript is spliced from 4 exons. The record is from RefSeq and is a predicted model, not a curated record. Gene Ontology annotation, molecular function: RNA polymerase II general transcription initiation factor activity; core promoter sequence-specific DNA binding; protein heterodimerization activity. Gene Ontology annotation, biological process: transcription by RNA polymerase II. The coding region runs from base 1 to 591 and encodes 196 amino acids. Gene Ontology annotation, cellular component: nucleus; negative cofactor 2 complex.
AUGAAGAAUAAGAACCGACAAACGAAAUUUCCUGUCGCCCGGAUAAAGAAGAUAAUGCAGAAAGACGAAGAAGUGGGCAAGGUAGCGCAAGCCACACCCAUCGUGAUAUCGAAAGCCCUGGAGAUGUUCCUCGGGCUCAUCAUUGAAGAAGCGCACAAGGUCACGUCAGAACGGGGGUCGAAAAAGGUGGAGGCGUAUCAUCUGAAACAUGCUGUGGAGACAACAGAGAUGUUGGACUUUUUGAAGGAGAUCGUGGAGGGCGUGCCGGACCCUUCGGCGGGUGGGACGAUUGAUAUGGAUGUAGGACCGACUGAGGGUGGGAAGAGGAAGAGAGGGAAGGCGAAGAAGGAGGGUGCCACAGCGAAGGAUAGGGGGCCUGAGGGGGCACCGACGAAGAGGAGGAGAAAGAAGAAGGGCGAGGAGGAACAGGUCGUAGUGAAGGAGCAAGAGGAGGUGAAGGACGUUGUGAUGGAACCAGAGCCAGAGCAGGAACAGGAAGAGCAAGACGAAGAGGAAGAACAAACGAUGAAUGGCCAUGGGAAUGACGAUGACUGGGAUGGAGACGACAAGCCGUUCAUGCCUAGACGCUAG